Equus caballus (horse) is the source of this 1417-nucleotide messenger RNA. The record is from RefSeq and is a predicted model, not a curated record. NCBI's taxonomy places the organism in Eukaryota, Metazoa, Chordata, Mammalia, Perissodactyla, Equidae.
CAGGGGCUCCAAUACCUGUACUGGUUGAUACCACAGCCCAAAGUCUCCACUUUGUACCCUUGGGUUCCUGCUCUAGGCUGCAACAGGUGGUCCGCCCUGAGUCAUCCACUGUGGGUUCUUGUGUGGUCACUGCAUGAUUCUCACAUAACCAUCCAGAGGACAUAAUCAGGCAGCAGGAGUGGGGGCGGGGAAGGUUUCAUAGAAAGCCAUCUCUGAUGAAGCACCACACAACCACAGGGGGACUUGAGGUCACUGAUCCCAUCUGUACAUCCUUCCUCUCCUGGGGGUUAAAGGACAGCAAGGAGGAAGCACCAGCCUCUCUGACCUCGGCAACCUUCCUGGAAAGAUGCAGCCUCUUCUGCUCCUGCUGGCCAUUUUAGUGCCCCCUGGGGCAGAGGCAGAUGAAAUCAUCGGGGGACAUGAGGCCAGGCCCCACUCUCCACCCUACAUGGCAUUCGUUCAAUUUCUGGUUGAAGAGGCAAAGGACGGCUGUGGCGGUGUCCUCGUGCAACAGGACUUUGUUCUGACGGCUGCUCACUGCUGGGGAAGCUCAAUCAACGUGACUCUGGGGGCCCACAACAUCCAGAAGCAGGAGAGGACCCAGCAGGUCAUCCCUGUGAAGGAAGCCAUCCCCCACCCACACUAUAAUUCUAAGAACUUCGCCAACGACAUCAUGUUACUAAAGCUGGAGAGAAGGGCCAAGCUUACUGAAGCUGUGUGGCCCCUCAACCUGCCCAGGGGCACAGCCCAGGUGAGGCCCGGAGAGGUGUGCCAUGUGGCCGGCUGGGGGAGAGUCGCUCCAAAUGGCAGAGCAUCAGACACUCUGCAGGAGGUGGAGCUGACCGUGCAGCAGGACCAGGAGUGCGAAUCCUACUUACAAAAGUACAACAGUACCACUCAGCUGUGUGUGGGGGACCCGAAGGAAAAGAAGUCUUCCUUUAAGGGGGACUCCAGGGGCCCUCUCGUGUGUAAGAACGUGAUCCAGGGCAUUGUCUCCUAUGGACGAAUAGGCGGGAUUCCUCCACAGGCCUUCACCAAAGUCUCGAGUUUCCUGCCCUGGAUAAAGAAAACCAUGAAGGGGCGGGCCCUGUGGCAGAGUGGCUAAGUUCCUGAGCUCCACUGCGGCGGCCCAGGGUUUUGCAUGUUCGAAUCCUGGGCGCAGACAUGGCACUGCUCAUCAGGCCAUGCAGGGGGGGCAUCCCACAUGCCACAACUAGAAGGAUCAACAACUAAGAAUAUACAGCUAUGUACUGGGCGGCUUUGGAGAGAAAAAAAAGGAAAAAACUAAAAUCUUUAAAAAAAAAAAAAAGAAAGAAAACCAUGAAAAGCCUCUAACUGUAGGAACCAGCCCACUUUCUCUGGAGCUGAUCCAGAAUGACACCAGUAACUAAAUAAAAGUCUCUUAGCUGAGCGGGAA